AAAAUGAUUCAAGCAAUCAACUGUCUUUAUAUAGCAGGCCACCAAUUACACUUGUCUCCUCAGCCUAGUUAGUAUCGCACCUAUAGGGUACAUGAUCUCUUGCAAACCCUCUCCCUCUCUUACGUCAAGCUGCUGAAGAAUAUCCAGCGCGCGGAUCAUAAUUCAAGAAACUGUUGGACGAAGCCUUGAUAUUAGCAGCAAAAUCUAGCCAUGCCGAGAGAACAAUUGGAAGUGCUAAAUGCACUUGAUGUGGCAAAAACCCAAUUGUACCAUUUCACUGCAAUCGUAAUUGCAGGCAUGGGCUUCUUCACUGAUGCCUAUGAUCUCUUCAGCAUUUCCGUCGUCACAAAGUUACUCGGCCGAAUCUACUACACCGAGCCCAAUGCCCCCAAGCCCGGUGUGUUACCAGUCAAAAUUUCAGCCGCGGUUACCGGUGUUGCCCUAGUUGGCACCUUAUUCGGCCAACUCUUCUUCGGUUGGCUCGGUGACAAAAUGGGUCGCAAAAAGGUUUACGGUAUAACACUGGCUCUCAUGAUUUUCUGCUCUCUCGCCUCUGGUCUUUCUUUCGGUCAUCAUGCAAGGGGUACGAUGGCCACUCUCUGUUUCUUCCGAUUUUGGCUUGGGUUUGGCAUUGGAGGUGAUUACCCGCUGUCUGCCACCAUCAUGUCCGAAUACGCAAACAAGAAGACUCGAGGAUCGUUUAUAGCUGCCGUAUUCGCAAUGCAAGGGUUCGGAAUAUUAACCGGUGGAAUUGUCGGUCUCAUAGUCUCGGCCGCAUUCGAACAUGGGAUCACAGUUUAUUCGUAUAAUGCCAAUCCCGAAUUAUCCCUGCCACCCCGGGCCGACUACGUUUGGCGCAUUAUACUAAUGUUUGGGGCCGUUCCAGCUGCAAUGACUUACUACUGGCGUAUGCAGAUGCCCGAGACUGCCCGUUACACUGCUCUUAUUGCGAAAAAUGCCAAACAAGCAGCCGACGACAUGGCUAAGGUGUUAAAUGUGGAAAUAGACCCCGAAGAGGCCAAGCUAGAGAAACUCACCGAAGAACCCUCCAAUCAAUUUGGAUUGUUUUCGAAAGAAUUUCUUCAUCGCCACGGGCUUCACUUACUUGGCACCACGACCUGUUGGUUCUUACUCGAUAUCGCCUUCUACAGCCAAAAUCUAUUCCAGAAAAACAUAUUCACAGCAAUUAACUGGCUCCCUUCCGCUGGGAAGAUGAGUGCGAUUCAAGAGGUUUAUAAAGUCUCAAGAGCCCAAACCCUUAUUGCCCUAUGCGGUACCGUGCCGGGGUACUGGUUUACAGUGUUUCUAAUCGAUAGAAUCGGGAGAUUUACCAUUCAAUUGCAGGGUUUCUUCUUCAUGACCGUGUUCAUGUUUGCACUCGGGAUACCUUUCCAUCACUGGACAUUGCAUAAGGUUCCAUUCAUCAUAAUGUACUCCCUCACGUUUUUCUUUUCCAAUUUCGGGCCAAAUGCCACAACAUUUGUAGUGCCGGCGGAGAUCUUUCCGGCCCGACUUAGGUCCACUUGCCACGGAAUAUCGGCUGCAGCAGGAAAGGCGGGUGCCAUUGUUGGGGCGUUUGGGUUUUUGUAUGCGUCCGAGUCCGAUCAUGUCUUAGAGGACGAUGCAGGGUACCCCAAGGGUAUCGGUGUAAAGUACUCACUCAUUAUACUUGGUUUUGUGUCUCUCUUCGGAAUGGUGUUUACUUUCCUCGUCCCGGAGCCCAAUGGGAAAUCGCUCGAGGAAAUGUCAGGUGAGAAUGAGGAUGACACAAUUGAUGCAGCUUACGAGUCCACGCCGGACAAACAGGGCGCUUAUAACCGGACCGUGCCUGUUUAAUUCGGGUGAGGUAAUGUGGGACUUUACACCAAGCUAUUUGCAAGUGAAGAAAAUUUGGUUUUUCUGUUUGCAAGUGAAGAAAACAGGUUUUUCUGUGUGUUUCAGUAAUGUAGAUAUUUCUCGAUUCCACCACUAUAUAUCUCUAGUUCGAAAGCAAUUACAGAAUUUACUAUUUGAUUGUUUCAUGUUGUAACUUUAUGAGAGAAAUUGUGUUUUCUACCUGCUAUGGUAUAUGUUCCUUGAGUCUUUUUUUUCUGGUUGUAAUUUCAAAGCUCCUAAUUCAAGGGAGUUUGAAAGCUUUUUUGUGAUUUUGUAUGGAGAUUAUGUCACUGCCAUGUCUAUUCUACGGUACCUCCGUCUUGCUCU
Molecule: messenger RNA, 2202 nt
Organism: Rhododendron vialii
Lineage: Eukaryota; Viridiplantae; Streptophyta; Magnoliopsida; Ericales; Ericaceae
Product: inorganic phosphate transporter 1-1-like
Exons: 2
Coding region: 211-1836 (541 amino acids)
Biological process (GO): phosphate ion transport; transmembrane transport
Cellular component (GO): membrane
Molecular function (GO): phosphate transmembrane transporter activity
Source: RefSeq, a predicted model, not a curated record